This is a messenger RNA of Adineta steineri, 336 nucleotides long. Lineage: Eukaryota; Metazoa; Rotifera; Eurotatoria; Adinetida; Adinetidae. The record is from the annotation of a GenBank genome assembly.
AUGGUAUUGUCCUUAAAAAUCAUUCCCCACACAAGAUCAAGAUCAGCACCACCUCAAUCACUAUCCUUAUCCUCAUCAUCAACACCACCUUCCCGAUCACCAUCUCCAAUUCCCCAACCAAACAUACGUUUAUUUAUUUUGAAACAAAUGGGUCAAACCUCUGCACCAUCAUCCCCAUCUCCAAGUCCAGCAUUACUUCCAUCUCCAGCACAAUACUUAUCUCCAGUACCAUCAACACCAACAUCCUAUUGUACAUAUAUAUGUAAAAAAUUAAUUUGUUACAUUUUUAUUGUAACAUAUUAUUUUUUCCGACUUUGGGUGGAGACGUUUUUAUAA